Coregonus sp. 'balchen' is the source of this 2339-nucleotide messenger RNA. NCBI's taxonomy places the organism in Eukaryota, Metazoa, Chordata, Actinopteri, Salmoniformes, Salmonidae. The record is from the annotation of a GenBank genome assembly.
UUUGUUGCAGCAGCUGUUCGGUCACACUUCGAUGACUGUCCUGACUCCCACAGCCACUUCUGUUUCCAUGGCACCUGUCGUUUCUUAAUUCUGGAGGAGACGCCUGCAUGUGUGUAAGUUCAAUCUCUCUGUCUGUCUCUCUGACACACGCACCCACAUUGUUGAAAUGAGGCUAUGUCCCACAGUAAGGCACUGUCGUCAUUAUUUCACAAUCAGGUGAAUCAGUGUGUUACUCUGUCUGGAUGGGAAAUUGUUAUUAGAUAGUCAUGAACUUGUGACCUGUCCUUGCUGGUGAGCUGUCACAAGUUAGCUGUAACAAUUUAGUGUAUGUGCUAAUUUUAUUUUGAGUGGUCACCAGUUAUUAGGAUUAUGGAGAGUUUGUUGGGUAAGCCACCCAGUUUUAGGUCUGUGUCUGUGACAUCCAAAGUGUGUUUAGGAUCUGUUCUGCCAGUGCUCUGUUUGUACACUGAUUCGCUGCAGUUCGUAGAGCUGGUCUGAGCAUGAUACGAAUUACACUGGCCUAUGGAAUUGGAGCUUGGCAGUUCACUUCUCACUGAGUGAGAUGAGAAGGGAAUUCCCUCCAGGGUUAGGCUGUUUGACCUAAACCCUUUACUAAAAGGCUCUUUAGUAGUGACCUCUUGAGACCCUUUAUGGCAUGUUCAUAAUACGAAGGGUAUUGUAUGGGUAGUAAUAUGAUGCAGAAUAGUUUUGCAGACUGAUAACUAUUCUUCCUGAAACGUAGGUAAAAUAGUUCUACUUACCUGUUCUACUUCAUUCAUUUGUACCUCUAUUAGUGUCUUCCAUAGAGAUACAAUAUAUUUAUAGAUGUUAUAUUUAAUGCUGUGGUCUCUCCAUUGACAAACUCACUGACUCCAUUUGCAAACAGCCCUGAAGGAUCAAGUCCUUGCUGCUGUAUGACGUCUGAUGUCCUUUCUCCUCUCCAUGUUGGACAGGUGUCACCAAGGCUUCGUAGGGAUGCGAUGUGAGCAUGCCGACCUGCUAGCCGUGGUGGCCACCAAUCACAGGCAACAGACAGUUGCCACGGUGCUAGUUCUGUGUGUGAUUGGCUGCGUCUUGACGAUGCUGCUCUGCACCCUUUUACAGUAAGUACAUGAUGUCUGCUUAAUAGGAAGUCCACAAGCUAACAGAAAUCUCUCCAUGACUUAUCCCAUUUACUGAAAUGGCAUAUCAUAAAGACAACUAUGUGGAUGACUAACCAACCACACUGUGAUUCUGCUCAAUGUGCUGUCCACAAGAGAACAACAAUCUCCCUCUGACACUGCCCAUUCACUGAGCCUGCAUACUUUGUGUAGACAUCUGCGCCAUUACAUUGUGAUGAACCAAACAUACUGCACAUGCAACCAUGAUGAUGUUUGUCCAUGAAGUAAGAUUAAAAACCCUGCACUGGUCUUCAGAAGGUUGUUUGGUGUGUUGACCUGAAAUCAUUAGUCAUGAUGAGUUUGUCCUCUCUCUCCCAGUUGCUGGUGGAGGCGGGACGGUUUUGGGCGGAGGCACAGACUCCACUGUGCCCCAGAGAAACAAGGCAGUAUGCUGAAGGGCCGAGGGUCCUGCUGUCACUCUGAAAGUGGUACAGACUUCAACUUACUUUUCAUUUUGUACUUUUGUCUAGUUUGUCUUUUGUCUAUGUUUCACAUUCCCAACUGUCAUCAUGUUUGAAAUUGGAAACUACAGGGGUUCUAAUUAUGAUAAUCGGUGAGGGGUAUUUUUGUAAUCAACUGGAGAGGGUAGAUGGCUAUGAGCCCUAGAGAUAGGUUUAAUGGCCUACUGUGUAUAUCUGCUGAAGCCUACUGAACCUUUCUCUGUGCAUAAAGGACCCAUCUGGUUUGAUCAUGACAGUAUUAAAGGCUCACGCUGUUAGACCUAAUGUAUGGGAAUCAUUGAGGUGUUGCUGACACAGCUGUAGCUAAUUGAUGCCUCCUGUCCUUUACAUCCAUAGACAUUUAGAAGUCUCUCACUUGAUGCCUCUACUCUAGCUCUUACACAGGGUUAUGAGAACACUACACUGAGAAAAAAAUACAAUUAUGCCCAUAUUAGAACAGGGUUUUCUAUAGGUUAUGCUAUCAAGGCUAUGCUUACCACUGUACUCUGUCUCACACUGUAUGAACUUUGAAUGUUCUUGACUCGUGUUUUGGGGGAAGUACACACUAACAACAUUAUCAUCACACCCAGACCACAAUGUAAAUCAAAUUAUAAACCACCUUCCUCCAUAGAUAUAGUGUACUGUAGUUAGAUGGUUGAAAGACUCAGGUCUUCUCAGUGUUCUAUCUUACCCAGCAGUGGCAUGCUAUGGGUCUAUCCGAUGGUUAUGCAAACCCAGG